AUGACAACACGCUUCACUUCUAGAAGGACCAAUAAACCACGUGUAAACAAUCAGAGGGUCCAAGUUCCACCAUCAAGGAAAGCAGAAAAUUUAAAGAAGAGCCCAAAAGUACCACACCAAAAAGAUCAGAGGAUCAAGGAACCACCAUUGAAGAGAGAAGAAGAGUUCAAGAAAUGCCAAAAAUUACAAGCAGUGAAAGGCAAGAGGAUCACAGAUGCACAUUCCAAAGGAACAAAAGAUAUUAAUGGGAGUCCAGAACUAAUGGCAGUAAAAAAUCACAUAAUUAAAGAGCCACCCUUGGAGAGAGAGGAAGGGCUCGAAGGAAGCAUGAUACCUAAGGUUAGAAAUAACCAUUUGACACAGGGAACUAUCAAAGGAAAAGGAGUUGCAGAGAGCGAGGCAGUGGUGAAGAGAACAAUGGAUGCAGAAGGAGACUUUAGAGAAUCGAUGGUGGAGAUGAUCUCUCAGAAUGAGAUUGGAAAUCCAGAAGAGCUUGAGGAACUGCUGGCCUCAUAUUUAUACCUGAACCCAGAUGAAUACCAGGACGUCAUUAUUAGGGCUUUCAGGCAGGUUUGGUUACAAGUCCUUGAAAUAUCACGAAACAACUGA
Messenger RNA from Amborella trichopoda, 609 nucleotides. The record is from RefSeq and is a predicted model, not a curated record. Lineage: Eukaryota; Viridiplantae; Streptophyta; Magnoliopsida; Amborellales; Amborellaceae.